Thunnus maccoyii (southern bluefin tuna) is the source of this 1156-nucleotide messenger RNA. RefSeq names its product mitochondrial ribosomal protein L15 (gene mrpl15). The record is from RefSeq and is a predicted model, not a curated record. Gene Ontology annotation, molecular function: structural constituent of ribosome. Bases 94 to 984 code for a protein of 296 amino acids. Gene Ontology annotation, cellular component: mitochondrial large ribosomal subunit. Lineage: Eukaryota; Metazoa; Chordata; Actinopteri; Scombriformes; Scombridae. The transcript is spliced from 5 exons. Gene Ontology annotation, biological process: translation.
AUCGACACAAGAAGCACUUCCGGUAACCUCUGUCACGUGACCCGCGUGUGCCCUUGGAUGGUUGUGUUUGACAUGUGAGCAGCCAGAAACAACAUGUCUUUCCCUAAAAAACCUGGUGGUAAAGCGUUGGAUGUUUUGCAGACUCUGCCGCGGAUAUCUUUAGCAAACUUACGACCUGAACCAGGAGCCAGAAAGCACGACAAACACCGGGGCAGAGGGCAGCAUGGUGGCAACCGGAGCGGCCGAGGACACAAAGGAGAGCGGCAGAGAGGCACCCGGCCUCGGCUGGGGUUUGAGGGCGGUCAGACACCGUUUUAUCUGGCCAUCCCAAAAUAUGGCUACAAUGAAGGACACAGUCGCCGUCCUCAGUACCAGCCUCUGUCUCUGAAACGACUGCAGUACCUGAUUGAUCUGGGACGACUGGAUCCGACUCAGCCCAUCGACCUGACGCAGCUUGUCAAUGCCAGAGGAGUGACAAUCCAGCCUCUGAAGAGGGACUACGGAGUCCAGCUGGUCGAUGAGGGUAGUGACAUUUUUGCUGCAAAAAUCAACAUCGAGGUUCAGAGAGCUUCUGAAGGAGCCAUAGCUGCUAUUGAGAGGAAUGGAGGGAUCAUCACUACCAGUUUCUACGACCCUCUAAGUCUUGGGAUCCUCAUCAAGCCCGUCCCGUUCUUUAUGCGUGGGCAGCCUAUUCCAAAGCGAAUGCUACCAGGGGAGGACAUGGUCCCGUAUUACACAGAUGCUGAAAACCGGGGUUAUUUGGCAGACCCGGAGAAAGUCCAGCAGGCCCGGUUAGCCCUGGCGCAGAAGUAUGGAUAUAUUUUGCCAGACAUUUCAAAAGAUGAACUGUAUCGCAUGCUCUGCAUGAGGAAGGAUGUUCGGCAGAUCUUCUUUGGACUUGCUCCAGGCUGGGUCGUUAAUAUGCCAGAGAAGAAGAUUCUGAAACCCACUGAUGAGAAACUUCUUAAAUAUUACAAUUCUUAAAAAAAAUGUACAUUAUCUCAUGGCAAAAAUCAGAGAAAUGCUGAGUUUUGCAUGUUAAAAAAACCAGUGAAAACGUCUUGAACAUAUUUUCAUUUUAUAUAAAAAUGUGUAAAAACAUCUUUCUGUGUUAAAGAAUGAAGUGUUGUCAUUAAACUUCUUGAAAAAAACUACA